AUGGACUGCUACAAGGAGGAAAUGCUUGGACCAGUUCUUCUUUGUAUGCAGGCUGACUGUCUUGAAGAAGCCAUAACUAUUGUCAAUAGGAACAAAUAUGGAUUUGGAGCUUCCAUAUUCACUACAUCUGGUAUUGCUGCUAGGAAGUUCCAGAAUGAAGUUGAGGCUGGGCUGGUUGGCAUAAAUGUUCCUGUUCCAAUUCCAUUGCCAUUUUCCUCAUUCAAUGGUUCCAAGGCAUCUUUUGCUGGUGAUCUGAAUUUCUGCGGGAAGGCAGGUGUGCAAUUUUACACUCAAAUUAAAACAGUAGCACAACAAUGGAAGGACUUACCAAGCCGAAGAACGUCACUACAUCUCCCUCCAACCUCUGAGGCAGAAAUAACAAGUCGAGUAGGAUCCCUGGUGCAGCAUCGAACAUCUGAGAGUGAUUUACCGAGCCAUGAAUUAUCACCAGCCAUGCCUUCAGCAUCCGAGAGAGAUUUAGCUAGCCAGAAUACACCCCUGCCCUUGUCUCCUGCAUCAGAAGGGGACUUGCAAGACCCUGGAUUGUCACCUUCUAUUCAUCCAACCACCGAUAGUGACUUCCUGAGCCAGGAUGGGUCGCUGAACAUUCCUUCAACAUCUGAAAGGGAUUCAAUGAACCAUGAAAUGUCGCUAUCUGCACCUCCAACUGCAAGGGAUGUGCCAGGCCAAGUGACACUCCCUGUGCCUCCAACAUCUGAGAGGAUGCUAGUAUCUCAAACAUCCAAGUGGGAUCGCACUCGACCCUUGACAUCCCAAAUGACUGAAACUCUUUUGUCAACCUCUGACAGAAUUUAUAUGCCUCCAACUUCUCAGAGGAUUGAUAACAUGGCUUCAACAUCUCAGAGGAUGAACGCUGCUGUUUCUUUGACUUCUGAGAGUUUAUACAUUCCUGCACCUCCGAGGAAUGAUGUCGUAGAUCCAGUAUCUCUCAGGAAUGAUGGUAUGGGGUCAAUUUCGCAAAGGACAGAUGCUAAUAUUUAUCCAACUACUGAGAAGGUAUACUUGCCUACGAUGUCUCACAUGAAUGAAAAUAUUGGUCCAACAUCUCAAAGGACUGACGCUACCAUGCACCUGAAUACCGAGAGGUUAUACGUGCUGACAUCUCACAGGGGUGACAAUAUGAGCUUGAUGUCUUUGAGGAAUGACAAUUCUAUGCAUCCAGCUUCAGAGAGGAUGUACAUGUCAACAUCGUACAGGAGUGACAUGAUGCCUUCUCAAAGGAAUGAUGCUAUGCCCCCAACUUCUGAGAAGAUGUAUAUGCCUGCAGCAAUUCAGAGGAAUGAUGGUAUGGUAUCAACGUCGGAGAGGUUCCCUUCAACCUCCCAAAGGACGUAUGUUCACACCCCAAUGGCAUCUAUCGAUGAAUAUGCUGAUGAUGGAGUGUCGCCGACUUUGCCUCCAUCUCAGAGAUUGUAGGAUUUGCUCUCCCCUGAAUAUUUUUAUAUUUUUGGGAUCUUUGUUGUUUUAUUACCACAUUUUCUAACUUAUUUCCGAGAUACUAUUGUUUCUAUAAAAACGUG
This is a messenger RNA of Ilex paraguariensis (yerba mate), 1541 nucleotides long. NCBI's taxonomy places the organism in Eukaryota, Viridiplantae, Streptophyta, Magnoliopsida, Aquifoliales, Aquifoliaceae. The record is from the annotation of a GenBank genome assembly.